GAGGUCCUAGGGGCAGCCAGAGUGUCAUAAUCACUUGAGGGAGGGAGCCUUGAAACCCAUACUCACUCCCUGGGAGAGUAGAGAGAAUGGAGAGGGCAUCCUGUCUAUCACACAAGCAGGUGGGUCUCCUCUCUGCAGUAGGCCAUGGGACGGUGGUGGCAGCUCGUGUUACGGCUGUGGACAGUCGUGCCCAUCUGGGCUGGGGACGAGCUGCUCAAUGUCUGCAUGAACACCAAACACCACAAGCGAGAGCCUGGCCCAGAAGACCAGCUCUACGAUGAGUGCACCCCCUGGAAAGACAAUGCCUGCUGCACGGCCAGCACAAGCUGGGAAGCCCACCUCGAUGUGUCCCUGCUUUACAACUUCAGCUUGAUUCACUGUGGGUUGAUGAUGCCAGGCUGUGAGAAGCACUUCAUCCAGGCUAUCUGCUUCUAUGAGUGCUCCCCAAACCUGGGACCUUGGAUCCGGAAGGUCAGAAGGCUGGGCUGGGAGAGGGACUUGGCUGGGCCAGGAGAGCGAAUCCUGGAUGUGCCACUCUGCCAGGAGGACUGCGAGCAGUGGUGGGAAGACUGUCGGACAUCUUACACGUGCAAGUCCAACUGGCACGGCGACUGGGACUGGAGUCGGGGGAAGAACCGCUGCCCUGCGAGGGCCGUCUGCCACCCCUUCCCCCAUUACUUCCCCACCCCCGCUGACCUGUGCGAGAAGAUUUGGAGCAACUCAUUCAAGGCAAGCCCUGAGGGCAGGAACAGUGGGCGGUGCCUGCAGAAGUGGUUUGAGCCCACCCAGGACAACCCCAAUGUGGCCGUGGCCCGCCUCUUUGCCAGCACUGCCCCACCCUGGGAAGUCUCCUACAGUCUCCUGGCCUUCUCUCUGUACCUGUCAUUCCUAUCCUAAAAGCCCCUUCUCCCUCCCACACUCCUAUGCCCUACCCCCCCCCCCCCCCCCCCCCCCCCCGCUAUGGGUCAGGCCAGCGGUGGCAGCCUCCUCCCUUGGGUCCUUCCUUUAAUGGAGCAGAGCAGGCCAGGGGUUUGGUAGGGACGCUGAGGCUGCCGCUGGUGCCCAAGCCGUGAACACUCGGAGCUAGGCCCCCCUCCACCUCUCUGCUCUGCUUUCAGGGGC
Messenger RNA from Leopardus geoffroyi (Geoffroy's cat), 1122 nucleotides. It is a transcript of the gene IZUMO1R, whose product is annotated as IZUMO1 receptor, JUNO. Gene Ontology annotation, cellular component: external side of plasma membrane. The record is from RefSeq and is a predicted model, not a curated record. Gene Ontology annotation, biological process: fusion of sperm to egg plasma membrane involved in single fertilization; sperm-egg recognition; cell adhesion. The transcript is spliced from 4 exons. Gene Ontology annotation, molecular function: signaling receptor activity. Bases 145 to 897 code for a protein of 250 amino acids. NCBI's taxonomy places the organism in Eukaryota, Metazoa, Chordata, Mammalia, Carnivora, Felidae.